Messenger RNA from Photinus pyralis (common eastern firefly), 663 nucleotides. RefSeq lists its product as uncharacterized. Lineage: Eukaryota; Metazoa; Arthropoda; Insecta; Coleoptera; Lampyridae. The record is from RefSeq and is a predicted model, not a curated record. The transcript has a single exon. The coding region runs from base 1 to 663 and encodes 220 amino acids.
AUGGAUAUGGAAAAAGCAACGAUUAGUGUAAAUAAGUUAGAAGGAGCCACUAAUUGGAACGUGUGGAAAUUUCAACUACGAGUACUAUUUAAGGGUCAGGGACUGUUUGAAGUUGUGGAUGGUACGGUACAAAAGCCGGAAGGCGAUGAAGAGAAAAAGAAAUGGAUCGAAAAUGAUGCAAAAGCUCAAAGUAUUAUCGUGAACCGUUUGUCAGAAAGUGCGAUGCUGCAUGUAAUAACAUGUGAGUCGGCAUGUGAGAUGUGGAAGCAGUUGUUAAGUAUAUAUGAAAAACGAUCGACGGUGAGUGUACACUUAGUACAGCAACGUUUCUUUGCAUUCAAAUAUGGUGGAGAAUCCAUGUCUGUUCACGUAGCGAAGUUACAAGAAAUUAGUAACGAAUUAAAGCAAUUAGGUCAAGAAGUACCGGAACAAAUGCUUAUGACAAAACUGUUAAUGUCACUACCACAGGAAUACAAAUAUUUCGUUUCUGCAUGGGAGUCCGUAGCAGAAGACAACCAGAAACUUGACGAGCUGAUUGCAAGACUCCUGAUGGAGGAGGAUCGAAUGAAGAACCAAGAGGAAUGCACAACAUCUGCGUUGGCUGCAAAAAGUCUGCAAAAGGAAUUACGGUGCCAUCACUGCGGCAAAAGAGGGGCACAUUAA